Molecule: messenger RNA, 1276 nt
Organism: Malus domestica (apple)
Lineage: Eukaryota; Viridiplantae; Streptophyta; Magnoliopsida; Rosales; Rosaceae
Source: RefSeq, a predicted model, not a curated record
GAUCUUUCUCCCUACGGUAUAAAUACACCCAUCUAGGGUUCAUCUAUGGUCACGUAACCUAAACACUUGAAUUCUCUUGCCCACUGCUUGAGUUUAAAAUCAUUCACUAACUUGACCUCCGUAGAGCCUUUCGCCGGUGCAUCCCUUGGUCUUAAGCUUGACUUUACCACCACUCACGGAGGUGCGCAAAUUCAAUUCCAACAAUUGAUGCGUUCAUUGAGAGUGAACUCAUAUUCCUCUCGGUCAGAUCACUUUGCCGAUUGACAUGUCAGAAAACUCAGUCAAUCAUAUCGGCUUCGCUGCCUCUCAGAGCAAUACCCAUGAGCGGUACGAUGGCGUCGCCGCCUUUGAUGAGAUGUGGAAAGACGUCAUGGAAAUUUGUUUGUCUCUAGAAGGCGUCUGACAAAGCCCUCUGGCUAGAGAACCUGCUAGACUCGCCGACGUAAAGGCACAUGUCAAAAAUGUCAAGGAAACUGUUACUUGCUUCAAAGAAUUAGCUGCCCAGAAGACGGAGGUAAUCGAUUUAAUGUCAGAAGAAUCAUCUCAACGCCCUGUCCCCAAGGGGCAUCCCAUAAAAUUCCGAAGGCUACGGGGUCUCCCCCUUUUUCAAUGUUCGGGGGCAGAAGCAUCCAUUGAGGUAAGCUGUACACACGGCGAGCAGGAAUAUCUGGGAAACACCCGAAAAGAAAGAAGGUUCGCUUACAAGAAACCAAGAAUGGUGGCUGCCAUCAAUAAACCACUGGCAAUCGAUUCCAACUUCCUGAUGUAUAAUAUGGUGAUUUGGAAGACAUCUGUACGCCUCAUGACGACGCCAUCAUCGGCAAGGUAUAAUUCUCAACACCCUGUAUCACCAAGAAUCUGGAGUCUGCCAAUAGCAUGUUUUCAUUUAUUUGGUGGGUCAUUGGCUUCUACUGGGUACUUAAUGGUGGCCAGACUUUGCUAUCUAGUUCACCUCGCCUUUACUGUCUGCUGCUUUCGGGCAUGCAUAAGAGCAAUCUUAUAUGCGGUGACAGAUCAGGACGGGGCAACAUAUGAAGAGAUUGAUAGAUUGCCAAAGUUCAAAUUCAGAAGGGUAAGUAACUCGGAGAAAGUCAAUGGUGAGGUCCAAGCUUCUGAAGGAUUCAUGACCGAAUGUGACACCAAUGCACCAACCGAUCAUCCUAUUUCCCAGGCUGAUGCUGAAUGCUGCGUCUGCCUUUCUGUGUACAAGAAUGGAGCAGAGCUAAGCCAACAUCCUUGCCAGCAUCAUUUUCACUGCACUCAUAGCACAAAAUAG